Molecule: messenger RNA, 2611 nt
Organism: Poecile atricapillus (Black-capped chickadee)
Lineage: Eukaryota; Metazoa; Chordata; Aves; Passeriformes; Paridae
Gene: ANXA4
Product: annexin A4
Exons: 13
Coding region: 266-1213 (315 amino acids)
Cellular component (GO): cytoplasm
Molecular function (GO): calcium ion binding; calcium-dependent phospholipid binding
Source: RefSeq, a predicted model, not a curated record
GUUUGUGGUUACAUCUCAAACGUACAAUGUGAGUCAGGCUCCCCGGGAACUUCUCCCUGCUCUGGAUGACAACCAGAGCCGCUCCGGGAUGGGCAGGGCAGGGCUGGAGCUCCCUCACGUCACUGACGCGUGUCUCCAGGGCGGGGACUUUGCCACCAGGACAGCCAGCAAAGCUCUCCCGAUCUGUGCCAGGGACCCGCGCGGGACAGCAGCUGUCUAAGUGCCCUGGACGCAGACAAUAAGAGAUUGAGCAGAUCCUAGCACGAUGGCAACAGUCAAGGGCGUCUCAAGUUUCAGUGCUGAGCAAGAAGCACAGGCACUAAGGAAGGCCAUGAAGGGAUUUGGCACGGAUGAAGAUGCCAUCAUUGAGACCUUGACCAAACUGAACGUGUCCCAACGUCAGCAAGUUCUGAUCACCUAUAAAAGCACAAUUGGCAGGGAUUUGAUUGAUGACUUGAAGUCUGAGCUGAGUGGGAAUUUUGAAAGGGUGAUCGUUGGUUUGAUGACUCCUACCACCAUGUACGACGUGCAUGAACUGAGGAGGGCUCUAAAGGGAGCAGGGACAGACGAAGGCUGCCUGAUUGAAAUCCUGGCUUCUCGCACCAACGCGGAGAUUCGGCACAUCAAUGAGAACUACAAACUCCAGUACGGCUCCACCCUCGAGGACGACAUUGUCUCUGACACAUCCUCCAUGUUCCGCAGAGUCCUCGUGUCCCUCGCCACGGGUAACAGAGAUGAGGGAACGUUUGUGGAUGAGGCCCUUGCUCAACAAGAUGCUCAGAACCUGUAUGAAGCUGGGGAGAAGAAGUGGGGAACAGAUGAGGUGCAGUUCAUGUCCAUCCUCUGCACACGGAAUAGAUGCCACCUGCUCAGAGUUUUUGAUGUGUACAGAGUGAUUGCUAAUAAGGACAUCACAGACAGCAUUAAAUCUGAGAUGUCAGGAGACCUUGAGGAUGCUUUGUUAGCUGUGGUAAAGUGCUUGAGGAACAAACCUGCAUAUUUUGCUGAAAGAUUGUACAAAUCCAUGAAGGGCCUGGGCACCGAUGACAGCACGCUGAUCCGGGUGAUGGUGUCCCGCUCCGAGAUAGACAUGCUCUACAUCAGGAGAGAGUUCCUGGCCAUGUAUGGCAAAUCACUCCACUCCUUCAUCAAGGGAGACUGCUCAGGGGACUACAGGAAGGUUCUGCUCAGGCUGUGUGGUGGGGAGGAUUAAAGGAGGCCUGAGGAACCUGCUGGGUGAUGGGAAGCAGCUGAUUAUAAAAUGGUUUAGGUUGGAAAAGAUCAUGAAGAUCAUCAAGCCCAAUCACGAUAAAGAUUUAUUCUUUUUUUUUUUUUUUCCAAAUGCCUUAUUAAUUACUCUGAUUGUUGCCUUAGGUUAGUUCAUGCUCUGGUUAGAUAGAGGCCAUUCUGGUUGACUCUUUUGAUACACUUUUGUGCUUGGAACACCCAUUUGCCUACUAACUGAAGUCCAUCUUACACAGAAUGCUGUAACCAAAGGUGUAAAAGUUGUUUCCUGACCAGCUGCCCCUUUUGCUGUUGGUGUUCACCAGCAAAAUGCAUCAAGUAAAGGAGACCUGGAUGCACAGUGUGAGAGGCUGCCCAGGGAAAAGCCAACCCCAUUGGUACAUGAAGAAUGCAGAACACAGGUUUGCUUCAGUUUUUCAGUAGAAUUAAAACACAAAGAAACCAAAUAUCUAAAAUAGGAGCUUGUUUACAUAUUAACUUGCCUCUGUUAGUGUGGAGCAUUAACAGCCUGGCUGUACUGUAUAUAUAUAUGUUGUCUGUAGGUCUGUAAGUGGGGAAGUUGUCACUGGUGACAUGAGAAAAACCUUUUCCUGCCCUUGUUUUUGGUCUGUCUGUGGAUCAUGGGAGUAUAAAUAAUUAGGAUUAUUUUAUAAACCCUGCUCUGGAUAAAGUGAUGUCAUUGCAAUGGUGCCUUUUAAGGAGUGACCUGUCCCCAGAACCCUACCUCACCAGCCUGGUGCUGGGGCAGCUCCCCUGAUUUUCCUGGGACACCUUCCCAGAUGUGGCUGAGGUAAUUCCCCAGAGCUGCCCACAUCUUACACCGACUGUCAGCUGCCCCUGAGGGAUCCCCUGUGUGCCUGCUCCUCCUGUGAGGGAUGUCCAGAUCAACCUCUGCGAGACACCAGGCCCUACACACCUGCUGCUCACGGUUUUCACUCCAAAAACGGGAUUCUGCUUUGGCUUAGCAGGUUAUUCUUUACCAUUGGUGUACAAUCCUGUUCUGCAGGAUCAGACUCGAGAUCAUUGUCAAAGCUCCAGCACUGAGGUGGCUGCACCCCAAUUCCAUCACUCAUUUUCCAGCUGCUGCUGGCCACAAUCGGAGAUGCCUCUGUGGCCUCCAAUAAAAUAAUUUUCUUUCUUGUUCUCUGGGCUGCCAUUGGGGACACAUUCCCGGCUUUUGCCGGCAGAGGAGGCAGAGCUUUAUCCAGUUCUGAGGGCUCUGCCCAGGGCAGGGCAAUGCCCAGCAGAGCACAGCAGCUCUGGAGGUGCUCGGGCUGGGGGUGGGUUUCAAUGUGUCAUGUUGGGUUUCACUGCCUUGGGUCAGGUUGCUGAAUGGUGAAAAAUGAAUAAAGAAUUUGUUUAUGUA